UUCCUACAAGCUGAGAACUGUGUUUUUGUGUAAAUACAACUCUGUACCGGUGGUCAUCACACAACUACGACGAAGACUGCGGGAAGGGAAUGUUGCCAAAGCGACAGCUUAACAGCUGCCAGUUCGGAGCCCUACUAAUUAAACUGUCGUAAGAAGCAUAGGAGCAUGCGAUGGCAAAGCAUCGACGGCCCCGCGGAAUAUUAAACCGGAUACUCGACAGUCGCUCUGGAGGAAAGAACAUAGCUUUCAACGCACAAUGCCAACAGCGGUGGCGGCAACGAGCAUCAUGGGCGAAUUUGAAGAGGACGUGGGCGGCACACGUGCUGCCUUCUCCUGGUGGGGUGCUGGGCGCGAGGCGGCAGCAGCAGCUGAGGAGCCGCACCCGGCCCCGGCCCCGGCCCCACAGCGAGCCGUCGUCAGCCUGCUGCGAGGCGCUAGCAAACCCAAGGCUGCUGGCGGCACCCUGGGCGGUGUUGGCAGCGGCAGCAGCACCACCGCCACCACCACCGCAGAACGUAUCAUGCUGGCUAAUGGAAUGAAACCUCCGCCGCCUUCGCAGCGGGGUGCACCCAGCGCGGCGGCAGCGGCGGCGAUGAUACAGCCCGCAGCGGCGGCAAGCGCCGCCGCCGCCGCCGCAGCAGCAGCCCGGCAGCGGGCCGCCAAGCUUGCAGAUGUCCUAGAGGAGCCGCCUGCGCCCUCGGGCUGUCUUGCCUGUUUAGGCCUGGCGCGAGGCGGGCGGGCCAGGGGCGGCUCCAGCCAGGGCGGCUCCGCCUCCUCCUCAGGUCGCGGCGCCCCCUCCGUGUUCGACCCCUCCUUCCGCCAGGCCAACCAGUCCAUCAAGCGGGUGCCCCCCUCCGCCUCCCGCGCCGCCUCAGUAGCCUCCUCGUCCGGCGGCCCCAGUCGGCGCGGCAGCGGGCGCAGCGACGCGCUCAGCAACUGGGACGAUAUGUCGGAGGGGGAAUUCGAAGAACUGGAGAGCCUGCCAGACGACUCCAGGUACCCCUCCCACGCCCCCUCCCGCACCGCAUCCAAAGACCCCACCUUCGCCACCUCUGCUCCCUCCUCCUCCUCCGCUGCUGCUGCUGCUACUGCUACUGCGACGGCAGCUGUACGGCAGGCCCCCUCCCGCGCCGCCUCCUCCUCCCGCUGGCUCGCCCUGCUGGCUCCCUCGCGAGCCACAUCCCUCAUGCAGCAGCAGCAGGGGGGAGGAGGAGCAGGGGGAGCGGGGAAAGGUCCCUCCCGGGCUGCGUCCAAGUCUGGCGCCAUCGCCGCAUACGCCGCCAGCAGCAAGGCUAGACCGCAGAAGUCCAUUCUCAAGAAGAACGCCAACCGCGCCACGGAUGCGCCCCCGCCCGCUGCGGCUGAGUCCUGGACGGCGCCCCUGCCGGCCGACAACGACCCGGAUCCGCCCCGCCCUGCACCGACACCGCUCGAGGGUGUAGAACCCCAGAAGGCGGCGGCAGGCAAGAUGAGGGCGCCGUCGCCGCCGGCAGCCGGCCGCCGCGUAGGCAGUCCGAUGCAGCCUGGCGGCGGUGGAGGUGGUGGCGGUGGUGGAGGCGGCUCUUUUGCAAGUGCCAAGAUGUCGGCAGAUGAGCUCAUGUGCCCUCCCUCGACCGGAGCUGCAGCCCAGGAGCCGGGACCCCCCCUCCUCCUACCAGCAGCGCCGCACUCCCCCAUCAGCUUCCCAACACUUGCAGCCACCAACACCACCGCAACAGCAGCAGCCGCUGACUCAGAAGGCCACGGCGCCGUUAGCAUGGGAGUAGCAGAAGCAGCAACAGCGGCGGGAGCGGGGGCCGCGGCAGCGGGGGCAGGUAGCCGGGCCGCUGCAAUGCCACCCAGAAGCCCGCCGCUGCCCCCGCGGCAGAGCCCGGGCAAGGGCGCCGCAUGGGGCGUUCUGCCUGGUCCGCAGCCAGGCGGCUCCCCGCUGCCCUCCACACGCAUCCACACGCCGCCGCCAACACCGCCGCGGCCGCAGCGGCCGCCACCGCUGUCGCCUCCGCUGCCUGCCUCCUGCAGCCACCGGGUGCGGUUCGGAGGGGAGGAAGAGGAGGAGGAGGAGGAGGAAGGAGUAGCUGAGGGAACGCCCGCUGCUAGGGUGGUGGUAGUUGCCGCUGGGGGCACGACUGCCGGCACUGCAGGAGGAGGAGGAGGAGGAGGAGAGGCAGCAGCAGCUCCGAAACCCAGCCCACCCGCUCAGCUCUUGUUCCGCGACGCUCCCUCUCGCGGCUUCAGCUCCGCCUCCAACCUCAUCCAGCUGCCCGAGGAGCCGCUGCCGGGCGCAGCCGGCAAGCACCACCCGCAGACCCAUGGGUCAGCAGCGACCGGCGGCUGGGCCAGCGGUGCGGUAGCUGCACCCCCGCCGUCACCUCCACCACCACAGCAGCAGCAACACCAUCAUCACAAAGCGAGCACCGCAGUGCAGCAGCAGCAGCAGCUGAUGGCGCCGGUGCCUGGCAGGCCGUUGUUUGAAGGAGCCUUGGCUGGUUCGUUAGAGCUGGACGAGGUAGCCAGUUCAAGCAACUUGCCUGGCGGCGCGGAUAGCGGAUACGAAGACAUUGGCGCAUGGGCCGCCCUGCAAGCUCCCAGGCCUCGAGAGCCAGCGCCCUUCUUCGGAAACUCCUCAGCCAUGCCGCUGGGAAACCGCAGGGAGGUCUUGCGCCUUGCCGCCUCACCGCCGUACCGCCACGACCCAACCAACCGCCGGAACGACGACGCGGCCAUCACAAUGAGUGGUGGCGCCGGCGGAGGCGGCGUCGCUGCCAGCAUACCCCGGCGAUCACUGCUGCAGCGAUCCUCCGACAGCGGUGUAUUGCGACAGAGCUCGAUAGCGGCGGCGCAAGUACUGUCCUACACUGACGUUGGCGUUACGUCGCCGCCGCUAAUUGUCAAUGCACGUGCGUCGUUCAGCGGUUACCCUUCUUUGAUGGCGUCGCCGCCGCGACCCAUGUUGCGACCGGCGGCAACGGCGGCGGCGGCGGCAGUCCGGGUGGUGCCUUCGAACGGCUUGCGGCGUUGAAGAUUUUGGCUCAUAGAAACGCCGCUCGUGCGAAAGCUACCGUUGCAGCAGCAGCAGCAGCAACCGCUGCAGCGGCUGCGGGCUCGGGCUCCCCUCCGUCCCGCGGCGGCGGCGGCCAUCGCCGGACCCGCUGGGUGGGGGACGAGGAGGCGGAGCAGGAGGAAGAGGGAGGCGGUGAUAGAGCCGCAACCGCGACCUGCGGAGAUGGCGACGGCUCCCCGCACCGGAACCGCUCCCCCCUGAAAGCUGGAUCUCGUUCCGUACGCUUCACGGAUCCAACCGUGUUCCAGCUCCCGGAGCCCGGUGAUGCGCAACAUGACGACGACUCGGACACCGACAGACGGGGCCGCAUUGGCAGGCGGUGGCUGGCGGCGGCGGCGGCGGCUCGUGCAGGCGGCGGCGACGGCGAGUCGGAAUCGUUCUUCAGCGGCGCAUUAGCCGCCGCCGCGGCGGCCGUGGCGGCGGUGGCUGGGCGGGGGGCUGGUCGGGAGGGAGGAAAGGCGGCGGCGUGGGCGUAACGACUUGCUAUGUGACUUUACAUUCAUAAUUUAGAAGGUUGUGUUGUGUGUGGGAAUGAAUUGAAAGAUGGAGAAGAAGGGUUGUGGUUUUGAAAAGGGGGCAAAACGGCGUGUGUAGGGGGCCUCCAUGCAUGGCAGGGGACUCCUGAGGGACUCGGAUUGAGGUCAUUGGGAUUAGGACUGUGGGCUGCAUGGACCCAUGGGUCACGGCUGUGCGUGCACGUGACAAAAGGACCAUGAACACCCGUGUCACACUACGUUAGUGAGCAACUGCGAUGUUGUGUUUGCGUGCAGGUAUGUAAGCAUGGCUGUUCCUUACGCCUGAAGCGCAAUAAUAAGUGCUGUGGCAAUGGCUUUCCCGUGCGGCAAAAUGCGUACGGCAACAAGUGCGUCAGGACUUUGUUGUGAUUGCGGGUGCAUUCCACUGCUAGGCCGAAGAUUGGGCUGUAUUCAUUUGCGUGUGCAUAGGAGUGCGGUAGGAUGGUACUGGUUGCAUGGAGGGUGUGUGUGGGGGGACUGCGGGUGUUGAUUUUUUCCGCAAGUGCAACAACUGUGCAGCUUGCUAUUAGUAAGUGGCGUGUGGCGCGCUCUAACGUUUUGGCAUCAGCUUCACUGGACUGGCGCCCGCCUAGUAGGAGCGUCGCGAGAAUGCUGCUAGGGGGCGAUGGGGCGGCAAGUAGGUGUACCGGUAGGUCUCAUCCGCCCACAGGUGCCGGUAGACGGUCAAGCCCGAGUUGGGGCGCGACAGUUUUGUCAACGUGCGGGUAUUAGAUUUGAACUUUGCUUGAACACAUGAUGACGCACUGAAAGGGAGUCGGUCCUUCGUCGUUUGCCAUUUGUCGCUUAUACUGCGAACACCGUGCAGGUCGGAGCUGGGAAGUUGCAUUGGGUGCAGUUGCAAGGAAGCGGCGGAUAGCGGGA
Messenger RNA from Astrephomene gubernaculifera, 4458 nucleotides. The record is from the annotation of a GenBank genome assembly. NCBI's taxonomy places the organism in Eukaryota, Viridiplantae, Chlorophyta, Chlorophyceae, Chlamydomonadales, Astrephomenaceae.